Cotesia congregata is the source of this 759-nucleotide messenger RNA. Lineage: Eukaryota; Metazoa; Arthropoda; Insecta; Hymenoptera; Braconidae. The record is from the annotation of a GenBank genome assembly.
AUGUUCGAAUCCUCGGGAGAUUUUACACCUAAUGCACUGGAUUCUUCGAUCGAGGUUAUAACGAGUUUCGCUUUUGAAGUAUUGAUUUUUGAGUACGGAGGCGAAAUAGGACGUCGCAUGGCCCCAGAUGAACGACCACUCGAACAUCAAGACGAAUUUCUGAAGCUGCUUGGCUACGAGGAAGUUUCACGACGAGCACGUCUUGGAGUAGACCCCGAACUACGUCAUCUCAUCGCUUUUCAUAUAGGACCCACGGAGCCAUCUCAGGAUUUAACGGGACACAGCCGUUGCGGGAGCGCUCUUGUGCUAAAGGGUCUAGUUUUUCCACAAUGGAAAAAACGUGUCCUGGCUGUCAUCGGAUCAAGACUUUUUCUUUACCCCGGAUGUCCCGAGUCGCGGCCCGAAUGGAUAGAAUUACAAGGCGGAGCUGUUUGUUAUGCCCCAUCACGGCUGGGAAAGCUCGUUUUGCGCGUCACGGGCUACCCGCGGAUCUACAACCAGCAGGCAGUCCAAGAGCAAGACCGAGACUCUGAGGAAUUCCAACAGACAACCAGCGGGGAGCCCGGACAUCAGCGGCAAGAACUUCACCGCGAGACCCGGCACCUUUACUUGGGCUUCCAGCAUCCCUGGGACCGAGACCUCUGGCGCAGUUGGCUCAAACAGCAGAAGGGAGUUUUGCAAAUAAAAUUACCAACUGUUGCGUAUUCUUUAAGCUCGAGUCUUCUUAGGAGACAAAAGUGUAGAUCUAUACACGGAUAA